CUCCCGCCUUUCCUCUAGUCGCCGCCGGGAAACGCGCUCGGGGGCCCGGGGUGGGUCCUCCGCCGCGCCGCCGUGCCGCCGCGCUCCGCUCCGCGGGGGCCAUGGCCGCCUCCGACGAGGCGCGGCACUUGGCGAGCCCGUCACACUGCUCCUCCUACGGCGGGACGGGUCUCGGGGACCCGCGACCCUCCUGUUCGCACGGAACUCCUCUCAAAUCUCCUCACUCGUUUCAUAUAAUGCCCAAAACAGCUUGCAUAUCCCCACAACUGUCCGACUGUGAUACACAAAGCAAAAAAGAAAAUAUCCGUUCCUUGACUAUAUGUGGACAUGUUGGUUUUGAGAGUUUGCCCGACCAGCUGGUCGACAGAUCCAUUCAGCAAGGCUUCUGUUUCAAUAUUCUCUGUGUGGGAGAGACUGGAAUUGGAAAAUCGACACUGAUUAACACAUUGUUUAAUACCUGUUUUGAAGAACAUGAAUCCUCACAUUUUUGCCCAAAUGUUAGACUUAAAGCCCAAACAUAUGAACUCCGGGAAAGUAAUGUUCGGUUAAAAUUGACUGUUGUGAAUACAGUAGGAUUUGGUGACCAAAUUAAUAAAGAAGAGAGCUACCAACCAAUAAUUGACUACAUAGAUGCUCAGUUUGAGGCCUAUCUCCAAGAAGAACUGAAGAUCAAGCGUUCUCUCUUCAGCUACCAUGAUUCUCGCAUCCAUGUGUGUCUUUACUUCAUUGCUCCCACAGGCCACUCUCUGAGGACACUCGACCUCUUGACCAUGAAGAGCCUAGACAGCAAGGUGAACAUUAUUCCACUGAUUGCCAAAGCAGAUACAAUUUCUAAAACUGAAUUACAGAAGUUUAAGGUCAAGCUCAUGAGUGAACUGGUGUGCAAUGGCGUCCAAAUAUACCAGUUCCCAACGGAUGAUGAGACCACUGCUAAGAUCAAUGCUUCAAUGAAUGGACAUAUGCCAUUUGCUGUCGUAGGAAGUAUGGAUGAAGUCAAAGUUGGAAAUAAGAUGGUUAGAGCUCGCCAGUACCCUUGGGGUAUUGUACAAGUGGAAAAUGAAAACCACUGCGACUUUGUAAAGCUGCGGGAAAUGCUCAUAUGUACAAACAUGGAAGAUCUGCGGGAACAAACUCACGCUAGACACUAUGAGCUGUACAGGCGUUGCAAACUGGAGGAGAUGGGUUUUAAUGAUAUGGGCCCAGAAAACAGGCCUCUCAGUCUUCAGGAGACUUAUGAAGCUAAAAGACAUGAAUUCUAUGGUGAACGCCAGAGGAAGGAAGAAGAGAUGAAGCAGACGUUUGUACAACGAGUAAAGGAGAAAGAAGCUAUAUUGAAAGAAGCAGAGAGGGAGCUGCAGGCCAAAUUUGAGCACCUUAAGAGAACUCACCAAGAAGAAAGAAUGAAACUUGAAGAAAAAAGAAGACUUUUGGAAGAGGAAGCAAUUGCUUUCUCUAAAAAGAAAGCGACCUCUGAGAUGUUCCAAAGCCAGUCCUUUAUGACAUCAAGUACCACAAUGAGAAAGGAAAAGGAUCGUAAGAACUCCAAUUAUAUGUAACAGGAGUUACAGAGCAAAGAAGUCAUCACAAGCAAAAGUUAUUAAAAAGUUAUAAGUAUGUGUUGAUUUUCUUGCUGUUUUUAUUUGCUUUAUCACAAAUCUGUUUGGCAGCUUGGCACAGUUAUUAACACUUAUGGACAAAUAUUUUAAGGUAUAUGGUCAGUACAUAAGCCAGAGUGCAUUUUCUUACAUAGUCACUCUUGUUUGAAAUCUCUGAGUUGUUACUUUGCAAUGAGUACGUCUCUUGUGCUGCUGCCGACUUCUUAACCCUUUGCCAUACUUUAAACCAAAAGAGCAAAGGCCCCAUGCCAUUGAAAAUACACAACUCUUCCAUACUAUGGGUCUAUGAUUCCAUUUCUAUUCCAGGCUCUCUUUUUUUGUAUAUACUAAACAAAAAAUUGGGGAAUACAUUUUAGAAUGUAUUAUGGAGCUAAAACUUCUAACCUCUAACCUUAAAAGUUUUAUAGAACUUUUAAAUUUAUGGUGCAAUUACCCAAUUGGUAAUAUCUUGAGCUUUUCUGUCAAAUUAUAUAACAUGAUGUCUUUUUAGGCCUUACUGUGUUUUAUAUAUUGCUGUGAUGAAACACAAUAUGCUUAGAAGUUAAAACAUCCAGCUAUUUAGACCUUUUAUCUAGUGUUAUCUAGUGUAUCUUUGAACCUGGUUGUAUUACAUUAUUAUUAUAUCUUAAGUACUUGUUUGGAUCCCUUUUCUGGGAGAAAAUAAAGUUGAAUCUUUUUUAUUAAAAUAUUUCUUAAGAAUGUAACUGAAUAUCUGAAUAUUAAAUAUAUAAAAAUAUGAUAUCAUAUUUCAAGGGAUAUUUGCAUUUGGUGUCUUAAUAACAUUAGAAUGUUUUAAUGGUUCCUAACUUUUUUAAAUGUCAGAAGCAUAUAGAUUUUCAUGUUUUGUACUUAAAUAUUCUAAAUAAAACUGACACAUUUGACAAAUAAAAAUAUAUAUUCAUUAAG
Perognathus longimembris pacificus (Pacific pocket mouse) is the source of this 2522-nucleotide messenger RNA. RefSeq names its product septin 10 (gene Septin10). Gene Ontology annotation, molecular function: GTP binding; molecular adaptor activity; GTPase activity. Bases 102 to 1556 code for a protein of 484 amino acids. Gene Ontology annotation, cellular component: septin complex; microtubule cytoskeleton; cell division site. Lineage: Eukaryota; Metazoa; Chordata; Mammalia; Rodentia; Heteromyidae. Gene Ontology annotation, biological process: cytoskeleton-dependent cytokinesis. The record is from RefSeq and is a predicted model, not a curated record. The transcript has 11 exons.